Molecule: messenger RNA, 1686 nt
Organism: Morchella importuna
Lineage: Eukaryota; Fungi; Ascomycota; Pezizomycetes; Pezizales; Morchellaceae
Exons: 2
Coding region: 1-1686 (561 amino acids)
Biological process (GO): prenylated protein catabolic process; prenylcysteine catabolic process
Molecular function (GO): prenylcysteine oxidase activity
Source: RefSeq, a predicted model, not a curated record
AUGGUGCAAUCACGAGCGGGCGUUGUGCUCGCCACGUUCACUCUCGCUUCCCUUACACUCUUCUUCUACGCCUUUGCCUCCAGCUCUCCGGAGGCUCACAACUAUCAUGAGCAGCAGCCGCUGGGAAACGAGGAGCUAAGUUGGCAACAUACAAAGCGAGUGGCCAUCAUUGGUGCUGGUUCGGGGGGUUCCUCAGCCGCUUAUUACCUUCGCAAAUAUGCCGGAACGCAACCAGUAAACAUAACUAUCUUUGACACCAAGAAUUACAUUGGCGGUCGCAGUACUACGGUAAAUGUCUAUAACGACCCAACAGAGCCUGUAGAACUCGGUGCAUCAAUCUUCGUCUCAGUAAAUUACAACCUUAUGAACGCAGUCGAGGAAUUCGGUCUUGAUAUUUCUGGUUUUACUGAGGACCGCCCCGGUGAAGAAAAUGUAGAUCCACUUGCAGUCUGGGAUGGCUCAAAAUUUGCGUUCCGUCAAGCAUAUACAGAAGGAAAGCUCCAGGACUGGUGGAGCCUUGCUAAGCUUCUCUGGAAAUAUGGUCCUACUGCACCGAUGCGCACUAAAAAGCUGAUGUCCAGUACUGUGGGCAAGUUUCUCAACAUGUACGAGGCGCCACUAUUCCCGUUCUCUUCCCUCUCUACUGUGGUUGAGGAAGCUGGUCUGUUGGAAGCUACGUCUGACACCGGGGAGCAAUAUCUGGUUAAAAAUGGCAUUAAUGGGAAAUUCCCGACAGACCUCAUCCAAGCAUCAACUCGCGUGAACUAUGGUCAAAAUCUGGGUCUUAUCCACGGAUUGGAGACGAUGGUCUGCAUGGCCACCGACGGUGCUGUGAGUGUUCGGGGUGGAAACUGGAGGAUCUUCUCGGGCAUGGUCGACGCCUCCAAAGCUGAAGUGAGAUUGGGAACCAGGGUUUCCUCAGUCACCCGCGAUCCCAACGGCCCAAACCCCAAGACUUGGGUUCUCAGCUCCCAUGGCCCAUCCGGAGAGGUCGUGGAAGAGGAAUAUGACGAUGUUAUCCUCGCAUCGCCAUAUCAGUUCUCAGAAUUAACAAUCAGUCCCGAACUCAAAAAGACACCCGACGAAAUUCCUUAUGUAACUCUUCACGUGACACUCUUUACCUCACCAAACAAGCUGGACCCCGAAUUUUUUGGUUUGCCUGUUGGAGACCGAGUCCCUGAAGCUAUCCUCACCACACUCAACGAAACCGAGCAAGCCUCUGAACGAUUCACUCGCGGCACAAGUUCUGAUGCAGUGGGCUCAGUGGGCUUCUUUUCCAUCUCUACCCUCCGUAGUACUGUCAACUUCAACCUUGAUCCUGGCAGCCCUUCCACCGACGAGAACACCCGAAAAGGUCGAUACGAGUACCUCUACAAAGUUUUCUCGCCCAAGGAAUUCACAGAUGCUCAGCUAUACGAGAUACUAGGCGCAAAGACUGCGGAGGAGGCGAAGAUCAGCUGGUCGUAUAGAAAGAUAUGGCAAGCAUACCCGUACUUGUACCCCAGAGUCACAUUUGAAGACCCAAUUAUGGAUACAGGACUGUGGUAUACCAGCGGCAUCGAGAGCUUCAUCAGCACUAUGGAGACUAGCAGUUUGAUGGGUAUGAAUGUUGCGAAGUUGAUUGCAAACGAGUGGGAGAAGGAGGCAGAGUUGAAGAUGAAGUAUCAUAACGAGAACGGGCUGUAA